AUGGCCUUCUUGGCCGUGUACUUCUUGUUGGCCUUGGGCGGCGGCUGGACCGGCGCUUCCGCGGCGCCGUUGUCCGACGAGCCCGCGAAGGCCACGCAGCCCGGGUCGGCGACGGCCGCGGACGACGUCCUGGCCUGGGCGUCCGCCGGCGGGCGCGGCGCGCCGCCCGAGGACGACGCCGCGACCUUUGGCUACGACGGGCUCGAGGUCCGGCGCACGACGUCGUCGAUGAUGACGCGGCAGCAGACGUCGCUGGGGCGCACGUCGUCGAAGGACUGGCUCCACUGCCUGUCGACGUGGCCGCGGAGCUACGUCUUGGAGCGCAUCAAGAACCCGCUGGCGGCGAUCGUCGGCUGGUCGGCGGUCGUCGCCGCGUGGAUGGCCGCGUCGCCGGCGGCGCCCGCGAAGCCGCUGGGCACGGGCCUCCACACGCUCGUCGGCGGCGCGUUGAGCCUGCUCCUCGUCUUCCGGACGAACACGGCCUACACGCGCUACUGGGAGGGGCGGGAGAUCUUCGGGCGCCUCGCGACGGGCACGCGCGACCUCGUCGACUUCGUGGGCCUCUACCGCCGCGAGGUCGGCGCGCGGCGGGCGGACCGCGUCUCCGCGCUGCUCAAGGCCUUCCCCAUCGCGCUGCAGCUGCACCUGCAGGGCUUCCGCUUCUCGAGCGCGGCCGCGGGCGGCGCCGCGGGCGGCGAGGCGCCCGGCGCGUCGUCCGUCGGCGAGAAGGAGGUGCUCCGGCUCUUCCGCCGCGUCGGCGGCGGCGCCGACGGCGCGCCGAUCCCGCUGGAGACGUUCCUCGGCGCGCUGCGGGACAUGCCCGACGUCGCGGCGGCGCUCGGCGUGCCCACGGAUCUCGAGGAGGCGCACGCGCUGGACCAGCUCCACCUGCUCAAGUUCGACGAGCCGCGGAGCGCGCGCGCGCCCGUGACCGUCAACGAGCUCGCGGCCUACUACAGCCCGCUCCAGCUCUGGCACGCGCUCCGGCAGGCGGGCGCCGCGAACCGCGACGUCGCGUCGCGCGCGUCGAACAUGCCGCUCGCUUUGUGCACGCUGCUCGCGCGCGAGAUCAAGGCCGUGGCCUACGCGGGCGACGACUUCACGACGCGCGAGCGGCUCUACGUGUUGAAGCGCGUCGCGGAGCUCCGCGCGACGAUCGCGCAGGCGGAGCGCAUCGUCCAGACGCCCGUGCCCCUCCACUACGCGCGCCACACGAGCCGCUUCCUCUCCGUGUGGUGCUUCACGCUGCCCCUGUGCCUCGCGCCCAUGGUGCCGGCCUACGUCGCGCCGCCGGUCGUCGGCGUCGUGAGCUGGGCGCUGCUGGGGCUCCGCGAGAUCGGCCUCCUCAUCGAGAACCCCGCCGCGGCCGCCACCGCGCUGCCGGAGAUCCUCGACCUGCUCGCACCGUAUGGCUCGCCCGCUUUGAACGUACCCACCGAUGUCGCAACGAAGGUCGACGACGCCGUGCGAAGGCUCGAGCGCGACGCGCCACCGGCGCCGCUGUCCGCGCUCGACGGCCGCUGGCGCGUCGAGUACGCGACCGCGCCGAGCCCGUCGAACGGCGCGCUCGGCCCCGUGCGCGGCGCGGCCUUCCAGGUCGUCGACAGCGCGGCGCGCUCCUACGUCAACGAGCUGACGCUCUUCGACGCCCUCACCGUCGCCGUGCGCGCGUCCUUCGAGCCGCGCGCGGACGACGAGCUGCGCGUGACCUUCGAGGCCAUCGAGGUCGCCGCCUUCGGGACCCGGCUCUUCUCGAAGCCGUUCCCGCCGGGCGUCGAGCGGACCUGGUGCCUGACCUACACCGACGCCGCCACGCGCGUCGUGCGCGCGGGCGUCGACGGCGGGCGGAGCGUCGCGCGCGACGUCGGCCUCCUCGAGCGAGACGCGGGCGAAGCGAAGGACGCGUACCUCUUCGUGCUCCGGCGCGCGGACUAG
Molecule: messenger RNA, 1935 nt
Organism: Aureococcus anophagefferens
Lineage: Eukaryota; Pelagophyceae; Pelagomonadales; Pelagomonadaceae
Exons: 4
Coding region: 1-1935 (644 amino acids)
Molecular function (GO): chloride channel activity
Source: RefSeq, a predicted model, not a curated record